Phoenix dactylifera (date palm) is the source of this 1790-nucleotide messenger RNA. RefSeq names its product ATP synthase protein I-like protein. Lineage: Eukaryota; Viridiplantae; Streptophyta; Magnoliopsida; Arecales; Arecaceae. The record is from RefSeq and is a predicted model, not a curated record.
UUUACGUGCACCCACGCCCACACCCUCGUAAUAAACGGGUGGCCUGGAGAAGAUUCGCUCAGGCCCUCGGAAGUGGGUGUCUCAAGUUCAAUAUAUUUACUGGCGAUUAGGAGCUUCGGCAGGCCGUCCGCAUCGCCCGCCGCAGCUCCGCCAUUGAUGGCCAUCGUCACCGCCGCCGCUGCCGCCUACCGCACCUCCAUUCUAUCGGCGGCGGUACCGGCCUCCGAAGACCUGUCCCCCUCUGUCCCGUCGCCGCGCCAGACCAAGGUGGUGCUCCCCAAGAAGAAGCCCCUCAAGUGGUCCACCGGCGUCGCUCCGGGGGAGUACGGCGGCCCGCCGACGACCACGAAGCUUCGGAAGUACUGGGGUGGCCGCGGCGACGAGGAUCCCGUCACCGCCACCGACGAUUUCAUUUGGAACAAGGACUUCCUCGGCCGCAUGCAGCGCCUCCUCCGAGAAGACAAAGCCACCCCCAAUUUGCCUCCUCCUGUGAAGGAGCAAAGCUCGGGCUUUUUGAGCCUUAAUCGAGCCAUGAGCCUUGAUAGUGUGGAAAUUGAUCUGAGUAAAGAGCUGAGGCCGCCGCCGACGCCGGUAUUGGAGCAGCAGGUGGAGGCUGCAAGGCGUGGCAUCUCUGCCAUUGAAAGCCUGAAUGAUGCUUCAUCUCCAAAAUGGAGGUUUGUGCCAACAAGGAGGGAGCAAGCAAAGUGGGACCGUGCAAGUAAGGCCGCCACCGGAGGCAGUGAUGUUGUGUUACGGGAAUCAAGGAGGGAGAGAGGGGAUCCCAAGAUAUUGGCAGCUCAGGCAACGGAACAGUAUCUCAAGCUAAAACAGAAGCUGCAACUCCUCACUUUGGGUAUUGGUGGCAUUGGUGUAGUCUCAGCAUACCUUUCUUACUCUCCCGAAACUGCAGCUAGCUAUGGUGCAGGGCUGCUUGGUUCUUUGGUGUACAUACGUUUGCUUGGCAAUAGUGUAGAUUCCAUGGCAUCUGGGGCUAAAGGGAUGGUCAAGGGUGCAAUUGGGCAACCAAGGCUACUGGUUCCAGUGGCACUUGUCAUGAUAUACAAUAGAUGGAAUGGGAUAUUAGUUCCAGAUCACGGCUUCAUGCACCUGGAGCUGAUACCGAUGCUUGUCGGGUUUUUCACCUAUAAGGCUGCCACUUUUGUCCAAGCUAUGCAGGAGGCUGUGAAUGUGGAUGUAGUUGAGAAGCCCCAAGUUUGAAUAUUAGUUUUUCCAUACGAGAGGCAUCUUGCAUUGAGAAUUGACUGACUAUGUGCGCAUAAAUGGUGAGAAUCUAGUUAUGUGGUCAUAUUGGCAGACAUCUGGGAUGGUGAUGUAUACAUGCUGAAUUUAUUAGUGGUGUAUCAUCUAAACCACAUUCUAACUCAUGCAGGUUUAGAUAUUCAUGAAUAAGGAGGAACUGAUUUUAUAGGUAGAGAAUCAUGGAGAGAAUAACUGAGAAAUUUUGAAGGGUUCUGAUGUCUCACAGAUCAUUUUCUGGGUUAUGGAGAAGGUUAACACUUGGACACAAAGAAGGAAUUUAUUUCAGUUCACUGUAAUUGUACUAUAUUAAUUGAAUGCACUCGAACUGUCCCAGACUGGGGGCCAAAAAGAGAAGUGUAUGGUCAUCAGAAUGCUCACGAACAAUGUAUCUGCUGUAUCUUGAUAGUUGAAUUUGGAACACGUCCUAAGAAGCUAAUUAUCUGCAACAUCUACAGAUUGCAGACAUGCAGCAAGUAAUUGUUAUCUUUUGAGAAGAUAAGAUUAUGUUCGACACGCACUUGGGUGCUCUA